Messenger RNA from Naegleria lovaniensis, 1944 nucleotides. RefSeq lists its product as uncharacterized. The record is from RefSeq and is a predicted model, not a curated record. Gene Ontology annotation, biological process: actin filament organization; vesicle transport along actin filament. Gene Ontology annotation, molecular function: actin filament binding; microfilament motor activity; ATP binding. Gene Ontology annotation, cellular component: cytoplasm; plasma membrane; myosin complex. The transcript is spliced from 2 exons. The coding region runs from base 1 to 1944 and encodes 647 amino acids. Lineage: Eukaryota; Heterolobosea; Eutetramitea; Acrasida; Naegleriidae.
AUGGCAUUUAACAUUAAACAACGAAAACAAAAACAAGCUGGUAUCGAUGACAUGGUUCUCCUUCCAAAACUUUCAGAAAAUGAAAUCAUGGAAAACCUCAAAAAACGUCACGCCACUGAUGUCAUUUACACGUAUAUUGGAAAUGUGCUCAUUUCUGUGAAUCCUUUCAAACAAAUUCCAAUCUUUGAUCAGAACUAUAUCGAUCAGUACAAUGGAAAGUAUCCUUAUGAGGAACCUCCUCAUGUCUAUGCAUUGGCUGAGACAGCUUAUAAAAACUUGAAGAACAAUGGAGAUUCUCAGUGUGUGAUUAUCUCCGGAGAGAGUGGUGCUGGAAAGACUGAAGCCUCUAAAUUAAUCAUGCAAUACAUUGCAGCUGUUUCUGGUGAUGGACACGGAGUAGAUCGUGUCAAGAGAAUCAUUCUCGAAAGUAAUCCUCUCUUGGAAGCUUUUGGUAAUGCCAAAACAGUUCGUAACAACAACUCGUCUCGAUUCGGUAAAUUCUUUGAGAUUCAAUUCGAUGACAGAGGUGAUCCUAUCGGAGGUAAAAUUACCAAUUACUUGCUUGAGAAAUCUCGUGUCGUGUACCAACAAGCAGGUGAACGUAAUUUCCACAUUUUCUAUCAAUUGUGUGCAGGUGCUACUCCAGAAGAAAAGGAAGAAUUUGCAACGACCAAUGCUCAUGACUUUUAUUACUUGUCACAGUCUGGUUGUUACACUGUGGAUGGAGUGGAUGAUGCUGAAGAGUAUCAAUUGACUAGAAAGGCCAUGGAUGUCAUUGGUAUUACCAAAGAAGAACAAACCAAUUUGAUGCGAUUGGUUGCUGGUAUUUUGUGGCUUGGUAACAUUACAUUUGAAGAAACUGGAAGAGGUUCAGUCGUUUCUGACGAGAAUACUCUCAACUAUGCUGCUUACUUGUUAAAUGUUGCACCUGACAAGUUGCAAUUUGCUCUCUUGAACAGAAUUAUCAAGUCUGGAUCUGAGGAAAUUACUGUGGCUCAAUCUCCUGCUCAAGCUGCCAACAUUCGUGAUGCUUUGGCUAAGGCCUUGUAUUCAAGAAUGUUCGAUUGGCUCGUCAAACGUAUCAAUGAUGCCAUGGACACCAAGAAGAAUCAAUUGAUUUUGGCUGUUUUGGAUAUUUAUGGAUUUGAAAUUUUUGACAAGAAUGGUUUUGAACAAUUUUGUAUCAAUUAUGUGAAUGAGAAGUUGCAACAAAUCUUUAUUGACUUGACACUCAAAGCAGAACAAGAUGAAUAUCAACAAGAAGGUAUCAAAUGGGAACCUAUUCAAUUUUUCAACAACAAGAUUGUGUGUGACUUGAUUGAAGAAAAGAAUCCUCCUGGAAUUUUCUCCAUUCUCGAUGACACUUGUAACACCACUCACUCGAUGGAAGCUCGAGCUGCCGAUGAAAAGUUUUUGACUCGUUUGCGUGAAGUUGUGAACAAUCCUCACUUUGUCGGUCGUACCAGUGAAUUCUCUGUGAAACACUAUGCUGGUAGUGUGGAUUACAACAUUGAUGGUUUCACAGAUAAGAAUAAGGAUGUGCUUUACAAGACAUUGAUUCAAUGUAUGCAAUCGACUACGAAUCCAUUCAUUAGAAAGUUCUUCCCUGAGAAUGUCAAUGAAAAUGACAAGAAGAGACCGGACAGUGCUGGACUCAAGAUCAAAACCAGUGCCAUUGAAUUGGUAGCUUCUCUCAAACGAUGUGAACCUCAUUACAUUCGUUGUAUCAAACCCAAUGAAACCAAACAACCUCGUGACUUUGAUACCAAACGUGUACUCCAUCAAGUCAAAUAUUUGGGUCUAUUGGAGAAUAUUCGUGUGCGUCGUGCUGGUUUUGCCUAUCGUGCUCCAUUCAAAAGUUUUUACAUUCCUUCUCAGUCCUUUCGAAGAAAACUUGGCCUGUCUGGAGGGGAGAUGCUCGUGAAGGAUGUGAAGUCCUAUUGA